Molecule: messenger RNA, 1885 nt
Organism: Pteropus alecto (black flying fox)
Lineage: Eukaryota; Metazoa; Chordata; Mammalia; Chiroptera; Pteropodidae
Gene: LRRC10B
Product: leucine rich repeat containing 10B
Exons: 1
Molecular function (GO): protein binding
Source: RefSeq, a predicted model, not a curated record
UGCGCGCUCGGCCGCCUGGAGAAGCUGUACGUGAGCGGCACGGGGCUGCGUGAGCUGCCCGAGGAGAUCGAGGAGCUGCGCGAGCUGCGCAUCCUGGCUCUGGACUUCAACAAACUCGAGCGCCUGCCCGACGGCCUGUGCCGCCUGCCGCGCCUUACGCGCCUCUACCUGGGCGGCAAUCGGCUGCUGGCGCUGCCCAACGACUUCGCGCAGCUGCAGAGCCUGCGCUGCCUCUGGAUCGAGGGCAACUUCCUGCGGCGCUUUCCGCGGCCGCUGCUGCGCCUGGUGGCGCUGCAGUCGCUACAGAUGGGCGACAACCGGCUGCGCGCGCUGCCCGCCGACCUGCCACGCAUGACGGGCCUGCGCGGCCUCUGGCUCUACGGCAACCGUUUCGAGGAGUUCCCGCCCGCGCUGCUGCGCAUGGGUCGCCUGCACAUCCUCGACCUGGACCGUAACCGCCUGGGCGGCUUCCCCGACCUGCAUCCCCUGCGCGCCCUGCGCGUCUUCUCCUACGAUCACAACCCGGUCACUGGGCCCCCGCGCGUCGCAGACACCGUCUUCCUCGUAGGCGAGGGCGCCGUCGAGCGCAUGGCGGAGCGCGACGAGCCCAUCCCCCGGCCGCCACCCCGGCGCCCUGUGCCAGCCUUUGAAGAUGAGGAGGAAGAAGACCUGCUUAUAGGGGGCGGUGGCUCCAGGGUUCUGGGGCCUUCUGGGAGCAACCUCCGCGCCCUGGAAGCCGCUCCAGGACUGGGCACCUGAGCCUGUGUUCUGGGUGAUGGUCUUGGGCUUCUCUGGGAGGAGGGGCUCUGGGAAGGUCCGUGAGAGCGGUGGGCAGAGGAGGGGCCACUUUGGGUGAGCUGCCGGGGACAGGCAGGCCUGGAGGCCAUCUUCAGACACUCCUGGGUAGUAAGGAGACUGCCUUCUGGCUGGUCUCUGGGCAGUCGUCAGACCAAGAAGUCCGGGCUCCAUCCAGUCCCUUGUGUUUUUGUCCUGUCCCUGAUGGCGUCACUGACAACACUCUAGAGGCUCCGGCUUCUACCUGGAACCAGGGUCAGCACCCUCUGCGGAAUCGUCACCUGAGCUGAGUCUGGAUGCCCAGGGUGCCCACCACCGUCCCUUUCUCCUCCAGGAAUUUGGAUCUCCUAGACUUACCCUUUCUGGUGCAGGAGCUGCUACCUCUGGGUGGACCGCAUGCCUGUGCAAGGCAGGACUGCCUGCCCUUGGAGGACGGCUUGGCCCAGGGGUCUGGAGGGACUGGUGCCCAGGACCGAAGUUGGAAACUGGGACUGGGGCCCCAACACCGCAGCUGCCCUUGCCCCUCCUUUGGGGCUCAUCGUACAUACCUCCCUCCCCAGGCCCCCCAAAAUUUGUAUGGGGAAGGGGCACUCAGGAGGCAGGGUCUCCACCUCUGUCUUUUAUUCAGUCCUCUCCUUCCAGCUUGUGCCUAGAAAUAUGCUGGGAAAAGAGCUCUGCCUUCUUUCUCCACAGCCUGAACCCUCCAGCUGUCAAUUUUGAAAAGAAGCCACUGCGCCUCUAGGCCUCCUGCACAGAAGAGAGGGGCUCUCUGCCCUGGGAGGCUGUCUCAGUGCCUCUCCCAUUGCCUGCACUCCCCAUGCCCUUAAAUGGGCACAGUCAGUGUGGCUGGCACGGCGUGGGGCAUGGGACGAGCACUGUGUGCCUCUACUCCGUCACCAGGGACAGCCUCAAGGGGGUGAGAGUGGAGUCUCGCUCUGCAAUUCCCAGGGCCGGAUCUUUCCCACCCAAGCAAUAAUGGGAGGACGGGGCCAGGGCCGGGGACACUCAGGGACACCGUCAGGGCCAGGGGCCCCACAUGGUAGUGUUUUCUUUAGGAAGAAGAAAAAAAAAACUGGCUGUAAACAUAAAA